ACGUGUCAACAGCGCGUUUCAGGUCGAUUUGCUCGGCGGCCUUACCCUGGACGGCGUCGCUCGAGUCCUCGUGCGCGAUCGGCAUCAGGAUGGCGCUGCCUUGCAGGUUGUCGAACGGAAAUCCCAGUUCGGCGCCGAACAGCAGCGGGUUUUUCGGCCGCUUCGGCGCCGCGCCGCUGCCCUGGGCCGACAUGUUUGCCGUUUGCUUUCGCCGCCGCUCCAGAGAUGGCGCCACCGGUCCGCACCAACACCGAGACCAAACCGAGACUAAACAUGGAGCCACGCCCCCUUUAUGAAUAAAAAAAUUCUCAAGAAAUAAAAAUGAUGUAUUUCCUGCCGAAUUCGGCAGUGACAGUCGCGCAGACGCCGUUAAAUUGCCGAACAAGAUAACAGAGACAAUUAAUUCUUCCUUAAAAUUCACAACAAUUUAAAAGCCAGCAAUGAUUGUCCGCAAGCACGAAUUUUACGACUUGGUGCUGAAGCGGAGGAGCACGCAGGACGUGUCAAGGGCGGCGCACGUCCUGCAGACCCUGAGACUGAACCUGGUGCCCUUGAAAGAAUUGGCCAUGCGCACCGUUGUCUCCAACCUGCCGAAACUCAGCGAACAGAUCGACCACCUGCCCAAAACCGCCAAGACUUUGAUUCUUGAGACCAUCGCAAAAUCGAUUUGCAGGCAAUUCUAUAACCACCUCCGACGUCAAGUUAUUAGCCUCAUUGAACCAAAUCCUGACGGCACUUGCAGCCUCAAGACGAUUCCUCGGGUGUCUUACCAAGGAAUGCCAAUCCAAAGAAAAACAAGAGGGGAUAGAGAGUCUCUUUUGCUUGACCUGAGCAAUGUCAAGCGACUCAUCACUUCAGACUUGGAGGAAUUUAACUUAAAUGUGAUCAAAGGCGACCUGACUGAUUUCAGUGAAGAGGAAAUCUGGAAGUGCUUGGCCUCUUCGGCUCCGAAUUUGAAGAUCCUUCGAGACUACGGGAGGGACUCUGACACGAAACCUGUGAAGCUCAUUCUCAAGUACUUAGUCAGGUUUGCCGACCUGAGCGACCUCGAAUUGUCCACCUUCUACUUCUGCGACGAUGACGUCCGAGUGCUGAGCGAAAGCUGCCGAAAACUGAAAAGCAUUCAUCUGCCGGCAAGGGGGGGUCUGACCUCUGCAGGACUCAAGUUCCUCACCAGCCUGCCCCUUUUGGAAAAGGUUUCCCUUGCUGACUUUCAGGGGUGCUUGGUGGGGAAGAUUCAAGACUCCGCCGACGCACAGAUGGUGUUCGAGAUGCUUCCGAACCUGAAGCACAUCUUUGAAAACGUGGGACUUACCCAUGAUAGCUCGGUGCACCUGAACAUCCCAAACGAGCUGCCGUGCUCGUACAAGUUGCAACAGCUUUUGCGUUUUGGUGGAUGUGUUGGAAAAAUUCCAAGCCACCUGACCGAGUUGGAAGCGAUCAGCAGCACCUUUGAUUUGGCUCCAGAGAUUUUCGAGCAACUGCCGAAGCUGCGAGUCCUGCACUACCCUUACUUCCCCAAAGAUUACGCCACCCUCGGCCUGAUUGGCUCGAGACUGGUCGAGAUCAGCGCUGGUCAAUUUGACAACUUUCACGAAGGAUUGUAUGGCAUGGAAAAUGUUGACCUAGGCCAAAUCCUGGUCUCGUGCCCCAACCUGCAGAAGCUUCACCUGCUGGCCAGCGUUUUUGAGCCGACUGACCUGAUGGACUCAGUGGACCCUGGCAGGUUGAAGCUCAGGGACCUCAAACUGACUCAAAUGGAUUAUUUCAAAGAUAGAGAACCGUACGCUCGCAUGGCCGUGUGGGAGGUUUUGCUGGCGCCCGAGCUGCACUCGGUCGGUCUCUUCAACUUCCUCUUCUCGGAGCCGCGCGCCCUCCUCGACCCGGCCGAACCUGUCCUGCAAAACUUGACCACACUCGGCACUUCGUUUGAGUUCGAGUGGCCUAGAAAGGAGGACAAGGUUUGGUCCCAAUUGCUGGACGCGCACAACAAACUGCUCGCUGGUCUGAUCAAAAAUUGCCCAAGGCUGGAAACGGUCCACUGUGAAGUUUUUGCGGAAAACAGAGAAAAUACCGACGAGCAUGCAACUUUGUUGUUUGCAAAAGUGUCGCCCGAGUGGUGCAGAAUUCCUAAGGAAGUCGACUCGCCGCUCAAAUCGGUCAAGGGCAGAAAUAAUUUCAAAAUUUUCCGCUUCUUCAAAAAUAUGUUUGGCCAUAAAAAUUGAAGACUUGUUCCUGGCGUGUGAUCAAGAUUACAAUUCUAAUCUGUUUGUAAUUUGCCAUUGUGAUAAAAAAAGCUGGUCCAAAAUUAAAUUGGAUUCCGGUAAUAUUUAAUAACUACUGGGGGUGAGGCGGUGAGGCGUCCUAGCCCCUUGCCCCUUAUUUUUGAAUUCAAACUCUAUUAAUUGCAAUGACAUAAAAUUUAAUUAAAAAAAAAAAAAUGCUGUUGCCUUAUUGCUUCAAUCUGUUUAUGUGAACUUGUUUGAGAGAUAGUCAAGCAUAGUCAUUUAGGUGUGGAUUUUGAGAAUAUUGAAAAUUAAUUUUCUCGUCA
Messenger RNA from Neocloeon triangulifer, 2551 nucleotides. RefSeq lists its product as uncharacterized. The record is from RefSeq and is a predicted model, not a curated record. The coding region runs from base 441 to 2225 and encodes 594 amino acids. The transcript has 11 exons. Lineage: Eukaryota; Metazoa; Arthropoda; Insecta; Ephemeroptera; Baetidae.